Molecule: messenger RNA, 2326 nt
Organism: Cydia fagiglandana
Lineage: Eukaryota; Metazoa; Arthropoda; Insecta; Lepidoptera; Tortricidae
Product: thioredoxin domain-containing protein 9
Exons: 6
Coding region: 140-778 (212 amino acids)
Biological process (GO): microtubule cytoskeleton organization
Cellular component (GO): cytoplasm
Source: RefSeq, a predicted model, not a curated record
UCUUUCCUUGAAACGGAGCUUCGUGUCGUGAUUGUUUUCGUUGGUUACCGUUUUAUAUCAGUUACUAAGUGAAAUUUAAUUGAAAAAAGUUGUUUAUACGUUGAUUUUUGACCCAUUCUUCCGUCUAAACUCAGCCAAGAUGGAGCAAGUGCUGUACAACGUGGCGCAGACGGUGGAGAAACAGCUGGACAGCGAGCUGGAAAGGCUGGAUGCGCUGGACAACAGUGACCUCGAGGCCAUCCGGCAGCAGCGCCUCGCCGAGAUGAAGCAGAGAGCCCACAAGAAACAGGAGUGGCUCGCCAAUGGCCACGGCGAAUACACGGAGCUGGACGGCGAGAAGGAGUUCUUCGGCGUGUGCAGCAAGUCCGAGAACGUGGUGUGCCACUUCUACAAGUCGGACUCGCCGCGCUGUCGCAUCGUGGACAUGCACCUCAACAUACUGGCCAAGAAACAUGUUGAGACGCGAUUUGUCAAGCUGGACGCUGAGCGGGCUCCCUUCCUUGCGGGGCGGCUGAAGAUCCGCGUGAUCCCCACCAUCGCGCUGGUGAAGAGCAACAAGACCAAGGACUUCAUCGUGGGGUUCACGGACCUCGGCAACCGGGACGACUUCUCCACGGAGACCCUGGAGUGGAGGAUCGCGAGGUCAGACCUGAUCGAGUACUCGGGCGACCUGACCGUGCCGCCCGAGGAGGCGCGCGCGCAGCGGCGGCUGCACCUGCAGGGCAAGCGCACCGUGCGGGGCCGGCCCGACGACUCCGACGACGGCCUCAGCGACUGAUACACACCGCCACAAUUAUAGUUUUAAAUUUUAUGUCAUCUAGUAUGUGUCCGACCAUGGGGCUUUACAAUACAAUACAAUACAAUACUCUUUAUUGCACACCUCACAUACACGUAGUUUACAAUAAAUGCUCCUUUAAUGGAUGCGGCUUUAAUCCCAGGGCUUGAUUUUACUCGCUAAACUGAGCUACUAUUACUAUGGGACCAACCCUAAAAUCGGGGAAUUUUUUUUGGCUUUUCCAUAGAAAACGUCGACAUCUGAUCAGCCAAAAUGUAUGAAAAAGAAAAAAAAAUGUCGGGAUUUCGGGGUUGGUGCCAUAAUAAAAGUAGCUCAGUUUAGCGAGUAGAAUCGAGCCCGGGAUUUAAAGCCCCAUGGUCAGUAACACCCUAACCCGUCAAACUUCCACCAUACAACAAAUUGAUGCAAAGCAAUUUGACCCAUAUUGAUCUGUGGUAACACUGAUGACACGUCUGCCGGCCUACCGCGAAAAUCGAAAUUCGCAAAAUACGGGGAUAUUUCUCUUUAACUCCAAUGAAGACGUAAUUAGAGUGACAGAGAAAGAUGCGCGCAAUUUGCGGUUAUAGCCGCCGUGAUACGGAGUCGCUGCCGCCCAAAUUGAAUUAGUGUCACUCGUGUGAUACUAGAGCGCUCCACGGGUAAAAAUGGCUAUGAUGAUUUGACAUGCAAUAUGAUAUACUCUGGCAAACCCACUUUCUUAAUAGAAAAGGGCGCAAGAUUCAAAUUCUAUAUGGGAGGACAACCAUUCGCUUUUUUUUUAAAUUGCCGCCUUUUUCUACAGACGGAAAUGGCUUGCCAAACUAUACUUACUAUACCAUAUAAAUUCAUAAAUCAACAGGCAAUGGUAUAAAUGCACUAAGAAUUAGUUCUAAAAAUUCCAAAAUUAUGUUUUGUAACAUUCAAAUUCUAAACUUAUAAUUCACAUACUGCGCUUGCUUGGAUUAUAAUUGUAUUUAUUAGGGUGCCAUCCGUUGUCAACUAGGAACUGUUAUACCCGGUCUGGCCUGUAAUACUCGGAGUAAUUAACAAUGGAGCCGCCAUAACAGGCGUUCCCCUCUGUCGAAAAUAGGCGGCCAAUGGUCAACCACAUGUCAACCAUAUGUAUGGACUGACGUUUAUCUGACGUGACGUACAGUCGACGUCAAAGAGAAAUUUACAGCCAAAGUAACAAAAAAAUGUUUACACGACCUAAAUGCUAUGACAAUAAAGUCGUGUAAAUAAUUUUUUGUAACGUUAGUCGUAAAGAUCUCUUUGACGUCGACUGUACCUAUACAUUUGAUGUGCCCCGCCCCCGCAAAAAACGGCAGACUAUUUUGUACCGAAAAUUUUAGACAUGGCGGCGUUGGUUAUAUCCUCUAAGCUGUAAUAUGAGCAAAAAUUAAACUGUAGGCUGCACUCCUCAUACUGACCAAGAGUUUUUUACUGGAAUCAGUUAUGUAUCGCUGCCAUACAUGACCCAAAAUUUUUUUAUUAAGCUAUGAGCUUCAUCACAUCUGAUAUUUGAGUAAUUCUAAGCAUUUCUAGCCUGGG